AUGACAUUAUUACGUAUUCUUUGUUUACAUGGUUAUCGACAAAAUGGAAAUAUGUUUCGAGAAAAAACAGGUUCUUUAAGGAAAGUAUUAAAAAAACAUGUGGCAGAAUUUGUUUAUAUUGAUGCACCGCAUAUCUUACCGGUGCAAGAUAAUAUCAUUGAAGAUGAUACAAAUGCAUCAGCAUCAAAUCGUACAAACGAAAGAGGUUGGUGGUUUUCUGCUGCUGAUCUAACUUAUGAUCCAUUAGCAACGACGUCAUGUGAUCGAGGUUUUGACGAAUCAUUAGAAUAUGUAAUUAAAUAUAUCAAUGAACAAGAAGUACCAUUUGAUGGUUUACUAGCAUUUUCUCAAGGUGCUGCAUUUGCAGUAUUACUUCUUGCUCGUUUAUCAACAAUGAAAUAUCCUUUUCGAUUUGUUAUCUUAGUUGCUAGCUUUCGAAGUGGUCAAGAACAACAUCAAUCAAUGUAUAAUAAUCUUCAAAUUGAUUUACCUAAUUUACAUGUGAUUGGAAUUAAUGAUCGUGUUAUUCCGUGUCUUAUGUCAGAAACUUUAGCGAAUGAAUGUUUUAAAAAUGCUGAAAUUUUACGACAUGAUGGCGGACAUUUUGUUCCCACAUCAUCAGAAGCUAAAUCAUCUUAUAUACAAUUUCUUGAUCGAUUUUUAUGA
Adineta steineri is the source of this 666-nucleotide messenger RNA. The record is from the annotation of a GenBank genome assembly. NCBI's taxonomy places the organism in Eukaryota, Metazoa, Rotifera, Eurotatoria, Adinetida, Adinetidae.